UAAACUUAACAUAGAUUGAAAAAAGUUGACAAAAAUUUAUAAACGUAAUGGCGAUAAAAGGAAUACAUUGAAAUAAUUUUAUUGGUUAAAAUCGAAUUGUAUUCCUGUAGCCACGUUAAAGUUAAAAACUAACACAUAUAAUUGAAAUUCACCGAACAUUUCUAUCCGAAAUGGCGGACACUGUUCAAAUAUUGAGGCGAAAUCGACCCGGUUCAAAAGCUAAGGACUUUUGUCGUUGGCCUGAUGAGCCUUUUGAAGAAAUGGACAGCACCCUUGCUGUGCAGCAAUUCAUACAACAAACUAUCCGCCGUGAUCCAUCGAAUUUAGAAGCUAUACUGAAAAUGCCUGAAGCUCAAGAUGAAGGCGUUUGGAAAUAUGAACAUUUAAGACAAUUUUGUAUGGAACUGAAUGGUUUGGCAGUCAAGUUACAAGCAGAAUGUAAACCAGAAACUUGUACACAAAUGACUGCUACAGAACAAUGGAUAUUCUUAUGUGCUGCUCAUAAGACACCAAAAGAAUGCCCUGCAAUUGACUACACAAGACACACCCUUGACGGAGCUGCCUGCUUACUUAACAGCAACAAAUACUUUCCAAGCAGAGUAAGCAUCAAAGAAUCUUCAGUAGCAAAAUUGGGUUCAGUUUGCAGGAGAGUAUACAGAAUAUUUUCUCAUGCCUAUUUCCACCACAGAGCAAUAUUUGACGCUUUUGAGAAGGAAACUCACUUGUGCAAGAGAUUUACAUAUUUUGUUACCAAGUACUCAAUCAUUUCUAAGGAAAUUUUGAUCCUGCCGAAACUGGAUGACGAAACACCUGUUGGUGAAUCAGAAGCAUGAGGUUUAAAGAAGUAAUUUGAUUCAUAAAUUAUGAGUCAAAUUAAAUACAUAGACAUUACUGAUGGUUGUGCUCACAUUGACAUGUGAUGAUAACUGAGGUAGUAAAACUAAAAGUUGAACUCUUACCAGUAAUAGGGUUAAAAUUUUUAAAUUCCUUAUACUGUGUCUCUUAUUGUUAAAAUAUGUAUUUAAAACAGAUAACUAUCCUUAUAUACCUAAUUGAAUGUCUGUAAAGUUAACAAUGAGAUGUGUGUAAUUGCAUUUACCGCUGAUAUUUAUAGACGUCUAAAACUAUGUGUAAUCUUAUUGUAAACUGUAGUAACUAGUAUUAAAUUAUGUAUAUGGACUUAGAUCAUGUUUAGAAACUUACAUUACAUUAAUAUAAUGCUCUCAAAUAUUAGAAUGUGUAAUAUUUCAUGUGUCAAGUAUAUCUACAUGUUAUUUAUAUUUUGUCAUUGAUAUACAGAAAUAAGAACUGUAUUUGUAUAUCAAUGAAUGUAGUUCUAAGAAAAAUUGUGAGUUCAUUUGUAAUCUCUCAAAUCUUAAUUGCUAUACACAAUAAAACAAGUAAGUUUAAAAUGUA
Trichoplusia ni (cabbage looper) is the source of this 1416-nucleotide messenger RNA. It is a transcript of the gene Mob4, whose product is annotated as MOB kinase activator-like 4. Lineage: Eukaryota; Metazoa; Arthropoda; Insecta; Lepidoptera; Noctuidae. The transcript is spliced from 4 exons. The coding region runs from base 171 to 833 and encodes 220 amino acids. The record is from RefSeq and is a predicted model, not a curated record. Gene Ontology annotation, cellular component: cytoplasm.